CAAGUAUCUUCCCUUGUCCGAUAACCACUGUGGUUUCUCUCGAACAGGCCCGAACCCUAGCUCACUCUCCCCGGGAAAAAACGAAAACAAACCGGAGUUCUCUCUCGGAAAUCACAACAUUCUCUUAUCUUUAAAAAAAAUCUGUGAUCUAUCUGGAUUCUACAAUGGCAGAUACAAUCAUCAUCUUCAAACUUUUCAGUAGCUGAAGCUCGAGGUUACAUUACAGGAAAAAAACUGAGAUUUUUUUUUUCCCUCGCUGCCAUUGUCGUCUCUAGUGAGCUUGACACCUGUAAACCCAGCUCAAUCACUGCAAAAACUUCAGGCUUUGCUUAUCAUAGCUCUGCAACAGUAACCUCUCAAAGAAUAGAGAGAGAGAGAGUCAAAGAGAGAGAGAGAGGUCAAUGCUUAGGGCACAUCUGUCUCAGCUUCCCGCCGCCGCUGUCGCCGUCGCCGCCGGGAGACUUUUCUCUGUCUGAGCAGAAAGAAAGAACAAAACCCAGUUUCUUGCUCUACUGACAGAGAGAGAUUUGAGAUUUGUAAGAGAUAAAGUCGGUGACUUCGGAUCGUGGGUUCGUGGAUUCACACAAGAGGUAUGAGAAUAGCGUUCGAAUGGAGGUCGACGACGUUCAGACGCAACAACCCAGCAGAAAACUGCCGAGAUUCUCCAACGAAGUCGACGCAGACGGCGGAGGACUCGCCCGAAGAGCUGACAACAGCGGCGACGGCGACGACGAGGGAAUGAACAACAGCUUGAGCCUGAGGAGUAGUUGGAACCCGUCGUCUCGCAUCGUUAGGGUUUCGAGAGCUUCCGGAGGGAAAGACAGACAUAGUAAGGUCCUGACAUCGAAGGGUCCGAGAGAUAGGAGGAUAAGGUUGUCCGUUUCGACGGCGAUCCAAUUCUACGAUCUGCAAGAUAGGUUGGGUCUGGAUCAACCGAGCAAGGCGGUGGAGUGGCUGCUCCAUGCGGCGACGGAUGCAAUCGCCGAUCUGCCGUCGAUCAAUGCAUUUCCCGAUGGAUUAAGCGAUGAGAGAAUGGCCAGCAAUGGCGGAAACAAUGAACAAGAGCUGGGAGAUUUCGAAGGACAGAACCAUAACAUGAACCAGACACUGUCACUGUCGAAAUCCGCUUGCAGCAGCACGUCGGAGACGAGCAAGAACUCGUCGGCGUUAUCUCUAUCGAGAUCGGAGAUUCGUGGUAAAGCCAGAGAGCGAGCUAGAGAGAGAACGGCCAAGGAGAAGGAGAGAGAGAAAGAGAGGGAGAGAGAAAACGACGUCGUUCAAGCUCCGACGCCGAUUCAGCCUCAGAGCUCGUUCACUCAGCUUCUCACCGGCAACCACCACGACGAAGCUAGCCCGACCGGUAACCACCAUAACCGGCAUUGGACCGGAACAUCAUCGGUCGAGUAUUUCAGCCCGGUUCAGCUCAUACCGCCGUCUUCUUUCUCGCGAACCCACCAAGCUUACAACGGUCCAAUCCAUGCCGGAAUCUCUCCUCUCCCUCAUUUUUCUCCGUUCACCAUCUCCGGCGAGAAUCACCAUCACCACCACCAUCAAGAACCUCUCCAGAGUCAACAUUUCUCGUUCCUACCGCCGGAAUCUCUGAUCCAGACGGCGGGCUCCGCCGCAACCGCCGAUUACAGCACUCUGAACUUCAGUAUCUCUUCUCCGGCGGCGGUCGCCGGUGGAGGAGGCGUAUCCGGGUACAACAGGGGGACCCUUCAGUCCAAUUCACCGUCUCUCUUUCUCAACAACAACAUCCAGAGGUUUUCUCCAUCGUCGACCACGUCUUCGGCUUCGUCGUCUUCUCCGAUGGACAGCCAAAGCGUGCCCUUUUUCACGGCUACGCCGUCAUUGGAGCACCACCACCACGGCCAUCAGAUCCCGGCAACUUUCGACGGCCGCCUUUACCUUUAUCACGGCGGAGACGGAGGCCGGUGCCCCGACCAAAAGCAGGGCAAGGGACGCAACUAAAAGCCUUGUCUGUGUUCACUUUCAUCAACGCUUCUUGCUUCAUCACUCAUUACAGCUCUGGUUAGUUUCCUAAGAUCUCUGCCCCUCAUUUAAUCCCUAUUUUCAGAUUAUAAUCAAUCAGUGCAAACUAUGAAUUCGCAAGAAUGGGUCUGAAGUUAUUUCAAAAAUCUUGCAAAAAGAAAAAAUCACUGGCUUUUCUUGAUUAUUUGAUUUUUAAUGCUUUCAUGCUUGUGGAUUAGUAGUACCAUGUUUGUUUGCUUUGCUUUUCUUGGGUUUCAUAAAGAAAUGUGGCCAUUGGGGAGA
Messenger RNA from Tarenaya hassleriana, 2274 nucleotides. RefSeq names its product transcription factor TCP24. Gene Ontology annotation, molecular function: DNA-binding transcription factor activity; sequence-specific DNA binding. The record is from RefSeq and is a predicted model, not a curated record. The transcript is spliced from 4 exons. Lineage: Eukaryota; Viridiplantae; Streptophyta; Magnoliopsida; Brassicales; Cleomaceae. The coding region runs from base 610 to 1971 and encodes 453 amino acids. Gene Ontology annotation, cellular component: nucleus. Gene Ontology annotation, biological process: regulation of secondary shoot formation.